This is a messenger RNA of Colletotrichum abscissum, 1470 nucleotides long. RefSeq lists its product as uncharacterized. The coding region runs from base 1 to 1470 and encodes 489 amino acids. The record is from RefSeq and is a predicted model, not a curated record. The transcript has a single exon. NCBI's taxonomy places the organism in Eukaryota, Fungi, Ascomycota, Sordariomycetes, Glomerellales, Glomerellaceae.
AUGUUGUCGAUGCCAGCACCUCGGAUGCUCUCAAUGACGGGUUCAAGAUCCAGUCGGAACGUCCCCAUCAUCUACGUCUUGUUGGCAAUCUGCCUCUUACUCUUCUUCGUCCAAACCGAGUUCGGAUACACAGUCAUUGAAAAGGUGGCCGAUGCGAAACCACCAAAGAUCAACAGCCUCACAUCGACACCGACACCGAAACCCAAAUACAAGCCGCAACCGACAUGGACACCACCACCCGUCAAAGAUCCUUUCCCGCUCCUCUCUUCGGGCAUGCCGCCGCCGGUUCCAUCGUGGAAUAGACCCGAAAAGCCCAACGUCUACCACAAAUACUCCUUGACGACCGCGCCGCCCCUGAUGAUCGGCUUCACGCGGAGUUGGCCGAUGCUGCUGCAGACAGUUGUCGGAUACAUCACCGCUGGGUGGCCAGCCGAGCAGAUCUAUGUCGUGGAGAAUACCGGCGUUCACGAUUCGAAUGCUCGGGGCCGGUUAUCGCUGCAAAACCCGUUCUAUCUCAAUUACACGCAGCUCCACAUGCUCGGCGUUCACGUCAUGCGCACGCCGGUCCUGCUCAACUUUGCGCAGCUCCAGAAUUUCUUCAUCACAGUGGCAAAGGAGAAGCCGUGGUCGUACUACUUCUGGAGCCACAUGGACGCUUUCGUCCUCUCCAGCGAGGAAGGAAUCCCAGGAGUCUCUGGUGCGGUCGGCACGCCCGAGUACCAGACCAUCUACGAGCUGGCCGUCAAGGAGCUGAAUGAGACGAUGCGAUCAGAUCACAAGUGGGGCGCACGCUUCUUCGCAUACGACCACCUCGCCCUGGUGAACCCGCGCGCUUACGAAGACGUCGGUGGCUUCGACACGUUCAUCCCGUACUACAUGACUGACUGCGACAUGCAUUGGCGGCUCGAGGAGGCGGGAUGGAGCAUCAAAGAGGCGCAGGCGGGUAUCGUCCAGGAUGUUGCGUCAGUGCUGGAUGACUUACGCGUCCUGUACCGCGAGGGGGAGGUUCCCGAGGGGUUUGGCUUCACGGAUCCGAACCCACCACAGAGCAAGGUUUUAGGCGAGGUCCCCCUGGAAGACGACAAGCGGAGCCUGCCGGUACCUGACGCUGUUCCGGAAUUGGAUGAGACGGGAGCGCCGGUGGACGAUGCGGCUGAUGGCGUGGAGGAGGAUUCAACGACGGCUGUCGAUCCUUUGACAUCUUUCAGAAGGCUGCACAGAAUCAGCCAGGAUAUGUUCAACCAUAAGCAUGCGGAUCGCGAGAGGAAUACUUGGCAGUUGGGUCAGAGGGGAGGAGAUGCACGGGAGCCUUAUUCAUAUGAUGCCCUUGGAUUCCAGAUUGGGAUAGACGUCAUGACGGAGGCCGGACGGGAAACCUUUCGUCGGAAAUGGGGCCAUAGAGGUUGCGAUUUCGGUGCUGCUGGAUUGAGGCCCAGCGAUGCGUGGAAAGUAGAAAAGGAUUGGGAAUAA